AAAGAUUCCAAGCUUGAGCUCUGAUUGAGAAAUAAGCGGAGCAGCACAGCCUGCGCACGAUUUUACGGAGUUUACGCAGAAAAUAAUAUCAGUUUUCGCUCUGUUGGGAUAGUUUUCAGUUUCCAAGUUGGACGAGUGGGUGUUAAAACUUGUUUCCCCCCGCCUGUAUUUCAGAAGGAGUUGACUUUAUCGUAGUUUACAGUGCUGUGUCUAAAGGUUAGUCAGGGUUAGUCCUGCGCAGGAAAACCGUUGGAUUUCUACCUGCACUCAACUCGACUGUACCGCCACACUCACCGAGGAGUUUGGAUUAAAACGGGACUAAAACUUUUGCUUCUGCUCCGGUGUCACGACUCCGAAGACUCCUGCUUGCCUUUUCGGUAUGCCUGCGGCACUCACUCCAGACAGGUAACCGGGUGUGUCGCUGUUGCCAUGGCAACACGGAUACUGCCAGUGUUGCCUCUCCUCCUUGCUGCCUUCCUGGUCUCCUUGACGACAGCGGAAGACCACGAGUGGCAUUUUGACACGGCUAAGUGUCGCUAUGCUCUGGGGAUGGAGGACGGAACGAUCCCGGAUUCUGACAUCACAUCAUCCAGCGCCUGGUCAGACUCCACUGAGGCCAAACACGGCAGGUUGAGUACAGGUGCGGGCGAUGGUGCGUGGUGUCCGGCGGGCUCUGUCUUCCCCAGCGGUUCCGAGUACCUGCAGGUGGACCUGCACACGCUGCACUUCCUGUCUCUGGUGGGCACGCAGGGUCGCCAUGCCGACGGGCACGGCCGCGAGUUUGCGCGGAGCUACAGGCUCCGUUACUCUCGCGACGGCCGGCGCUGGAUCACCUGGAAGGACCGCUGGGGUCAGGAGGUGAUCUCGGGGAACGAAAACACAUAUGACGUGGUUCUGAAGGACCUGGGUCCCCCCAUUAUCGCCCGCAUGGUCCGCUUCUACCCUCUGGCAGACCGUGUGAUGAGUGUGUGUCUGAGGGUGGAGCUGUACGGCUGUGUGUGGAACGAUGGACUGAAGGCCUACACUGCACCCAUGGGUCAUGUGAUGCACCUGUCAGGCUCCCCUGUUUACCUCAACGACUCUAUCUAUGAUGGCAGCAUCGAAUCAGGGGUGCUGUUUGGCGGUCUGGGUCAGCUGUGUGACGGAGUGCUGGGUGGGGAUGAUUUUGUGAAGAGUAAGGAGCUGAGGGUGUGGCCUGGAUACGAUUACGUGGGCUGGAGCCGUGAAGCGCUGGGCCAGCCUACUGUCGACAUUGAGUUCCACUUUGAGAAAACACGAAUCUUUCACACCAUGCAGGUCCACAGUAACAACAGACACACUCAGGGGGUUCGCGUGUUCUCAGAGGUGGUGUGCGAGUUCAAGGCAAGUCUGCUGAGCAAGUGGAUGGAGCCUGCGCUGAGGCUACCCGUUCCUCUGGAGGACCUGAAGGACCCCUCAUCCCGCUCCGUCGCCCUGCCGCUGGGGGGCCGCCCCGCACAGAUCCUCCGCUGCCGUUUCGCCUUCGCAGACCGCUGGCUGCUCAUCAGUGAAAUCAGCUUCUACUCCGAGCCGUAUGAGAGUGGUUCACCGUUUCCCUCCGUAGAAGCCCACCCUCCUCCCUCCUCCACCCCUCGCUCUCGUUUCUUCACCUCCUCCCCUCCAGCAUCCUCCUUCUCUCCCAGCUCCAACAGCUCCACCGGCCGAAGCACCGGUGACGAGUUUGCUGCCGGCACUCCGAGGGCAGGGCUACCCGUAGCUAAGGACGACAGCAGCAACACUGCCAUCCUGAUUGGCUGCCUGGUGGGCAUAAUCUUGCUGCUGUUGGCGGUCAUUGUUGUCAUUCUGUGGAGGCAGUACUGGAAGAAGCUUCUUAGCAAGGCUCAGGGCAGCCUCUCCAGUGACGAGCUGCGGGUUCACCUCUCGGUUCCCUCAGACAAUGUGGUGAUCAACAACACCAACACGCACACCUACUCCAGCCGCUACCAGCGCAUUCACACCUUCCCCGACGACAGAGACAGGGAUGCAGAGUACCAGGAGCCCAGUACCGUGCUGCGCCCGCGAGAGCAGCGCGACAGCACCGCCUUGCUGUUAAACAACCCAGCCUAUCACCUUCUCCUGUCUGACCUGAGGCAUGGCCCCAACAGGCUGACAAACUGCUCCAGAGAGCCAGAAAAGCCUCAAAAUCUGCCCCAGGCGUGUGGCAUAGACAUGGACGAUAAAGCCCUGCCUGUGCAGGAAGGACCGCCCCCGUACCCCGGAGCCCCGCCUCCUUUAUUGUCAGGAGCUCAUUAUGCGGAAGCCUCAGGGGGCGGGCCCAGUGUGCCUCAUUAUGCGGAAGCUGACAUCAUCAGCCUGCAGGGUGUGAGCGGUAACAACACAUAUGCAGUCCCCGCCCUCUCGGCCACGCCCGCAGACUGCGCGCCCCUUCCGGAGUUGCCACGGGAACGGCUCAUUUUCAAAGAGAAGCUCGGAGAGGGCCAGUUCGGAGAGGUUCAUCUGUGCGAGAUUGAAAACCCUCAGGACCUGCCAACCCUGGAGUUUCCCUUUAAUGUGAGGAAAGGUCGCCCCCUGCUGGUGGCUGUGAAGAUACUGCGGCCCGACGCUUCUAAAAAUGCCAGGAAUGAUUUCCUGAAGGAGGUGAAGAUUCUGUCCCGUCUGAAAGAUCCCAACAUAAUCCGCCUGCUCGGAGUGUGCGUGAGCAGUGACCCGCUGUGUAUGGUGACCGAAUACAUGGAGAGCGGAGACCUCAACCAGUAUCUCUCCCAGAGAGUGCUGCUGGACAAGACUGGACCACUGCACAACACGCCAACCAUCAGUUACCCCGCCCUGAUCUCCAUGGCGAGUCAGAUCGCAUCUGGGAUGAAGUUUCUGUCCUCUCUGAACUUCGUCCACCGUGACCUGGCCACGCGGAACUGUCUGGUGGGGGGAGAGCUGGGGGAUGAUGAGGACAGGAUGGGCGAGAGGCACAUUAAAAUCGCAGACUUCGGUAUGAGCCGGAACCUGUACGCCGGAGAUUAUUACCGCAUUCAGGGCAGAGCCGUGCUGCCCAUUCGCUGGAUGGCCUGGGAGUGCAUCCUCAUGGGGAAGUUCACCACAGCCAGUGACGUGUGGGCGUUUGGGGUGACUCUGUGGGAGAUGCUGAGUGUGUGUCAGGAGCAGCCCUACAGUCACAUGACAGAUGAGCAGGUCAUUGAUAACGCAGGAGAGUUCUUCAGAGACCACGGACGACAGGUGUAUCUGGCUCGGCCGGCCGUGUGCCCACAGGGUCUGUAUGAGCUGAUGCUGAGCUGCUGGAACAGAGACUGUAAACUCCGCCCCUCUUUCGCACACAUUCACUCCUUCCUGACGGAGGACGCCAUGAACAUGGUGUAGAGAGACGACUCCUGCCGGUCCGUCGCUGCGUCUGACUGAGCAGAGGCUCUGAGUGUGUGAGUGAGCGUGUGUGAGAGAGCGAGUGAGUGUGUGUAGAUCGCACAAGCUGGUGGAGGUGUAGCUGGUGUAGAAGUAGGCGGAGCUAAGCACUCUUAUGUACACUAGUGUACUUUGUGAUUGGCGGGUCAGAGUUGAGAGACACUGCUGGUCAGUGCUCCGGCUGGACGUGCCAUAGAGCUAAAACCCCAAACUAGUCCUAAACCCUAAAUGUUAAGGCCUUCACACACUGAACUCAGUAGAGUGAUUUGUGCAAAUGUCAGUUUUCUCGAGUACUUGAUCGUUUUGUUGGUAUCCGUUUCUCUGUUCAGUAUUCAGAAGCUGCCUUUUUUAAAGCCACAGAAACUGUAGCCUAAACUACAAACACAUUUCUUCAGCAAAGGCCUGUAGACAGAUGUGUGCAAAAGUUUUGGCAUACAGGUUAAACAAAAAAAUCUACUUAAUUAAAUGCUUAAGAUGUAAACAAAGUCAUUCAGAGUGGUUUGGUGUGA
Molecule: messenger RNA, 3899 nt
Organism: Colossoma macropomum (tambaqui)
Lineage: Eukaryota; Metazoa; Chordata; Actinopteri; Characiformes; Serrasalmidae
Gene: ddr1
Product: discoidin domain receptor tyrosine kinase 1
Exons: 18
Coding region: 430-3351 (973 amino acids)
Biological process (GO): protein phosphorylation; positive regulation of kinase activity; multicellular organism development
Cellular component (GO): signaling receptor complex; membrane
Molecular function (GO): protein tyrosine kinase collagen receptor activity; ATP binding; collagen binding
Source: RefSeq, a predicted model, not a curated record